Quercus lobata is the source of this 1866-nucleotide messenger RNA. RefSeq lists its product as uncharacterized. The coding region runs from base 1 to 1593 and encodes 530 amino acids. The transcript has 12 exons. Gene Ontology annotation, molecular function: nucleotide binding. The record is from RefSeq and is a predicted model, not a curated record. NCBI's taxonomy places the organism in Eukaryota, Viridiplantae, Streptophyta, Magnoliopsida, Fagales, Fagaceae.
AUGGCUGCUAUGUCAGAGAAGAUCUUGAUGCCUCCAUCAGUUGAGAUUUUAGAGCUGUUGGCAGCAAGGCGUGUAGUGGUUUUUACUGUUGAAACAUGUUUUCACCAAGCAGUCAUUGAGGGGGAUGUUGAGUCUGUCAUUAAGUCUCUGCACAAUGGUGGUAUGGAAUUUUCACAGGGUGGUCACAUUAUAAAAGUCAUUUUGUCUUAUGAAAACUUUGAAAUUCAGAGUUUAAUGUCCUCUCAUGUUGUUAGGCAAGGUAAUGCCGUAUCAACAUUUCGAAACGGAGCGGAUUUUGCUCCGGGUCAUGUGAGGUCCACUCAGAGUAUAAAUAUCCUUCAAAGAGUCUCAAAUGCCCUUGAUGUCAAAGCAGAACGUCACCAGCAUACUCUGGGCAGUAUCGUCAUCAUAGCACAGGACGAUCAAAUAUACAACGCGCACAGCACUGAAAAAAAAAAGGGCCAAAAAAAGCGUCGAAAUAGAAAACUGCUACAGUUGCUAAGUGCUCUAUCUCUAUCUCCCAUUCCUCUCCUCCUUUUUGACCGAUCACUCUUUGCCACUGUCUCUGCUUUGCUCUCUUUCCCAGAUAUACAAGUAGCCAUGGAGAAAGGAGCACCCUUGAGAUCAAAGGGAAAGGAAGAUAAGUUGAAAGGGAAGGAUGACAGCUCAACAAAGCCAAAGAAUGCAAGGAAAGUUCAGUUCAAUUUUGAAGGUUCACCUGAAUAUAAAACUAGUUCUUUACCGAAAUCUUUUGGGAAGGAUGACACUCCAUUUCCAAAAGGCUAUUCAGGCAAAGGAGGGGGAAAAGGAGAUAAAAUUGCUAAUGGUGGAAAGAGCACAGUCUUUAAAGAACCACAACCGCUGGAGCUUAAAGUUGAGCAGGAUCUACCAGAGAAUGUCAAAUGCAUGAUGGAUUGUGAGACUUUAGAUAUUUUACAAGGAAUCCAGGAUCAGCUGCCCAUAUUAUCAAAAGAUCCAGAAUUUAGACUCCCUGUACCAUUUGACAAGGGACUGCAGUAUGCCAAAAGGGGUGUCCAUUAUGCAAAUCCCCAGGCUGUUAGACAAGUUCUUGAUGAGAUAUGCGUGAUUGCCAAUGUUUGUCCAGAGUCUGAUGAGGAAGUUUUUUCUCUGGUCCCAUCCUUGAAGGCUAAGAGAACCAAGCUUAGGGAGCCCCUCAAAGGUAUAUUAAGUGAGCUAGCAAAGCUUAAAGAGUCUGUUAACUUAGAAAGUCAACACAAGCAGGAAAGUCUACACAAGUGGGGAGAUCAACACAAGGGGGAAGAUCAACACAAGAAGGAAAGUCAACACAUGGGGGAAGAUCAACACACGGAGGAAAGUCAACACACGGAGGAAGAUCAACACAAGGGGGAAGAUCAACACUUGGAGGAAAGUCAACACAAGGGGGAAGAUCAAAACAUGGAGGAAAGUCAACACAAGGGGAAAGAUCAACACAUGGAGGAGGGUCAAAACAAGGGGGAAGAUCAAUACUUGGAGGAAAUUCAACACAAGGGGGAAGAUCUACACAUGGACGAAAGUCAACACAAGGAGGAAAGUGCACAUCAGGGUUCCUACCUGACAUCUAGUAAAGCUUAAGUAAUUCUGUGAGCCUGGGAGUUGUGGAUGGCUAAGGUGAUUGAGUUAGCUUUGCAGAGCUUAGAAGACCAGCAAAGUACCUGCUAUCCCUUCUGUAACAUGCACUCUUAGUCUUGGUACAUGUACAACUUUUUCCCCCCAUUUUAACUUAGGGAUGAAAUGGGAAUCCUUUCUUAUGUAAGUAUUAUACUCUAGUGACAAGCUUAUCCAUGUGAUUUGUUCCUCAAAACUGUUCAUUGAAAGGUUUGUCAUAAAUGUGGUAGCUUUGUGGUA